This is a messenger RNA of Phyllopteryx taeniolatus (common seadragon), 1302 nucleotides long. RefSeq lists its product as uncharacterized. The record is from RefSeq and is a predicted model, not a curated record. Gene Ontology annotation, biological process: innate immune response; inflammatory response; regulation of apoptotic process. Bases 105 to 713 code for a protein of 202 amino acids. NCBI's taxonomy places the organism in Eukaryota, Metazoa, Chordata, Actinopteri, Syngnathiformes, Syngnathidae. The transcript is spliced from 4 exons.
UAAAAAACGCCCUUUGUUCGAAAGUGAAAGUACGACCGGACUGACUGCGGUUCAUUCACAGACAUCGCCCUCUCGUUUUUUCCUCACCAAAUCCACGCUAGAAGAUGCCCACCAAAAAGAUGGUGAUCGCGAACUUGCUGGAAAACUUGUCCAAGAAGAACUAUGACAAGUUCUGCAUGGCUCUGGUGGACCGCCGCGGGGAGCGAAAGGUGGCGCUCGGAAAGGUGGAAGACAAGAACUUCCUGGAGGUCACUAACGUGGUGGUGUCCACCUUCACCGAGGACGGAGCUCCGGCCGUGACAUCCGAACUCCUGACCCUCAUCGGGUGCUUGGAGGAGGCAAAAGAGCUCGAUACCCUAAUUGCCCAACUGCCCUCGAAGCCAUCGUCUGGCAAAACGGCAGCCGCAUCAGCAGGACGCCAAGCUGGAGGUGCAGAUGACACUCCACAUUCCAAAGAGGUGCAUUUCGUGGAUAAACACAGGCUGGAGCUGAUCGUGCGCGUUGGCAACAUUAAUCGCAUUCUGGACGUCCUGCUGGAUAAGAAGGUUAUCCAGGACGAGGUCUACGAUGAAAUCAGAGAAAUGCCGGGCAACGAGAACAAGAUGAGGAAUAUCUACAGGCUGGCUCUCAAGUCCGGCGUCGCCGCUAAAGACGUCUUCCUCGACACCCUCAUAGAGUACGAGCCAUACCUCGUAGCCGACCUCAAGCACUAGGAGCAAACAUCCGAUGGUGACAUAUUUCUCUCAUCAUAUAUUUGCUCUUUCUGGUGUACCCCUUCGGAAUGAAUUUAUAUAAUCCCGCCCCCUCAUUGAGUUUCUCCGCCCACGACUUGGCAGCUAGCCUGGGCUACGGCUCUGCCAGUUUCAAGCAAAUUUGUUGUUGGGCACACGGCUUCUGCUAAGCGGGGCAUCCUCGAUUGCCUAGGGAAGUCGUCAAUGUGGCUUGUUGAUGAAGUGCUGCCUCCGCAAGUGAAAAUACAAACAAGGCUUUUACAAUCUUUUAGGGGUCUCACAGUUGGCACUCGCUUUUAAUUAGACAAGGCUGUCCCAUCAAAACAGACUCAUUUCAGCAAGGCUCGAGAGAUGGCACAAGCAUUUUCACUUACGGAGGCAGCACUUUAUACAGUCCAAUGUGAUUUUCAAAUUACUUGAAUUUUGUAUCAGUUUUUCAUCUAUUUUAAAGUUUUGUGGGUCAAGAUAAUGUGGGAAUGUGUUUUGUAAAUUGUUCUUUAAUUUCACUUGUUGGUUUCAUUUGUAUUGGAAUUUUUAAAAACGAUUUUAUUAAACAUUUUUAAUUUCUGUC